GCAUGCCGCGGCUGCUGCUAUCGACGCCGCUGUCGGAGGAGCAGCAUCAGCACGGUGCGUGGAGACGAUCCGCAGCAGCCGACACUCGCUGCUGGCCAUCCUGAACGACAUUCUGGAUCUGAGCAAGGUCGAGGAGGACCAGCUGGAGAUGGGCACCGCGACUUCAGCGUCACCGCGUGCGUCGAGGACAGUGUCAACCUGCUCGCGCUGUCCCAUCUACCUGGAGUGCAGGUGGCAGCUCUGCCCUGCCCAGUGCGCCAGAUCGCCCUCAACCUCCUCCUCGCCUCGCUCUUCCCCCCACCUCCCCCCUCCUCCCCCUCCUGCUCACCCCCUCCUGCCAACCCUGCUUCCUCCGGAUACUGCUCAC
This is a messenger RNA of Closterium sp. Yama58-4, 367 nucleotides long. Lineage: Eukaryota; Viridiplantae; Streptophyta; Zygnematophyceae; Desmidiales; Closteriaceae. The record is from the annotation of a GenBank genome assembly.